This is a messenger RNA of Eremothecium cymbalariae DBVPG#7215, 4296 nucleotides long. RefSeq names its product tRNA methylation protein TRM732 (gene TRM732). Bases 1 to 4296 code for a protein of 1431 amino acids. Gene Ontology annotation, cellular component: cytosol. NCBI's taxonomy places the organism in Eukaryota, Fungi, Ascomycota, Saccharomycetes, Saccharomycetales, Saccharomycetaceae. The transcript has a single exon. The record is from RefSeq and is a predicted model, not a curated record. Gene Ontology annotation, biological process: tRNA methylation.
AUGAUGGCUGCAGACAUCAAUUAUUGGAAAUCGUGGCUUAUAAAUUAUAAGACUGAUCAAUUUGAGUUGGAUUACGAUGGAGCUAUAUUGGGAUUUGAAAGAAGUUUUAUGGCUAUUUUUGAAUCACUCCAAGAGGAUCAUGUAAGCGACGAAACGAGGUUAGUUCUUACUGAUGCUGUAGGGAUAUGGAUGUUGAGAAGCCGCCAGUUGUUGACGAAGAGUAAUGGGAGAGGAGGGUACGAGGUUGUGCUGAAGGAGCAGUUAUUGACGUUGGAAAGAGCGACCUUUUUGUUCAGAUAUGUUAUUGAUUUCUGGUCUGGUGGCGGAGCACCUUUGGCGAAUUCGUUGAGACACAUGUUUAGUAAAAUGUUGCAACUUUUGGAAGAGAUUCAUAAGGACGAGGUGUUAUCGGUGUAUAAAUUAUGGAUAGAAGAUGUAUUGUCUAUCAGUCCAUUUAUUAGGUUUUUAUAUUUCCUGUUAGAUGCAUUUGCCGCGAAGAUGGACUUGAAAAUGGUGUUAGAACUGCGACCCGGGUUUAUCGAAAGUUCAUUAAGCUAUAUGUGGUCAGAUUCUCUGUCAUCUCUGGUAGGGAAAUGCAUUACCACCCUGUUGAUUAACUUGUACACCUAUCACUACUCUGAGCAUACCUUGGUAGAGUGGCUAGAGUUGUGGGAGGCACCUGUUAUUAAAUUUCUUAAUCAAAGUCGGUGCGCCAAACGUGUGAGGAUUUAUGUCUUGGCAAACGUUUUCAAAAGUGUCCCACCGUUAGCAUUCAAUUUGUUUAUUUGGCGCAAUUUGCAACAAAAGCCAGGAUUAUUGUUGCCACUACUAAAAAUUGGCCAGGAAUUGGCUAUUGAAGAGGAGCCAUUUCAUGAGAAUAAACUGAUUUCAUUGAAUGAGUUAUCGAGCCUCUUGACAAUUGAUCAAUACAAAUUAGCAGCUUUUGAAGUGCUGACCUAUUCUCCCAAGGGUUCCAGACCGGUCAGACCAUAUAUAUUUGAUAUCAUCAAAAAGAAUCUUCAAAUAUUUUUUGUCGAUUUUGAUAUCGAGACCAGGAACUCUUUCCACAGUUCUUUUAGGCAUUUCAUAAAUCGCAUUAGAGAUUCUACCUAUUCAUUAAACCGUGAUGCAUUGAAACUGCGCGCUAAAAACAAAUUUCCCGAUGAGCAAGAGGAUAAGCUAAAACAGGUAGGGGAAGCUCGACAGUUUCUGCAGUAUUUGGUUGAAUUUAUGACGUUGCAAAUAGCCCCCGGGAUGCAAUAUCAGAGAAAGUCAUUGGCUUACAAGUUUUUGAACACAUUGGCUCUUUCAGGCGUAGAUAGUGUUGUUGAUGAAAAGUUUUUGGAUACGAAAAAGAGGAUGGAAUUCCCAUUUCGUAUAUCAAUCUUCGAUGGUUGCAUGAUUCGUCUUUUAUGUGAUAAUAUGACAAAUGAUUACGACGACAUCCGACAAUGGUCCUUAGAGUUACUUUUGACUGUAUUUAAUUCACCAAAAGGAAAGCCAUUUCACUAUUUGGUGGAUACUGUUGAUUUAGAAAGAAAAGCGUACCAGCUUCUUAAUUUUUACAAAGACAGCGAUGGUGGAUCUAAGGUUAUGGAAUUUUUGUUUAGCAUAUCAACAGAUCAAAUUGGCUUUAUGACUAAACUUAUUAAUGAAUUAGACACAUAUUUGUCAGCCACGGAAUCAGAUCUUACGCAAAGUUUGGAAAACCCAGUUAGUGGUCUCUUUACCACGUUAAAUGUGUUGUUUGUAAGAUAUGAGUUCACGAAUGAAGCAGAGUAUUUGAUACAGUCCUGCAUUAAUCUAGUUUUGAAGAACUGGAACACCGCCAAAGAAAUAUUAUGCCAUGAUUCUCCAGAGGGAAAUCUACCAUUAAAAUAUCUGAAUGGUGGUACUUCAGAUGCAAUUAUUACCAGUUAUGCAUUUAAAUCGAUAAAGGAGUCGUCAUCUUUAUUUAGCACGUUAUUAUUACGAGCUCCUAUGUCCAAUCAGCAACUGAUAGAAUGCGGUGAGUUAUUAAUAGAUCAGUUAUCAACGAUUCGCCACAGCGGUGCUUUCCAAUCCAUAAUUCCAUCAUUUGCAUCCUGUUGUAAAAGGUGUAUGAGAGAUAUACCAAAUCAAAUGGAGGCUUGGUUAAAUGAAAGUAUCAAAUCUUUACAAACAAAAACCCAGUACAUCACGAGAAGGUCAGGAGGCUUACCCUUCUUAAUAACGGCAAUUCUAGCAGCGGAGAAGAAUAAGUCAAGGCCGUGGUUGAAAUACACAUAUGAAUCACUAAGUGAAAUUGCCCGCAUUCCAAUUUUAGAACAUGAAGAAAAGUUGGAUUUACCUCAAGUCAACGCACUUAACUGUAUUAGAACCUUAUUCAUUGAAUCCACACUAUCAGAAGCAUGUACUCCAUACGUGUAUCCUGCCCUGGAGCUAUGUCUGGAGAACUUCACAUCUCCACUAUGGGCAAUGCGGAACUGUUCCAUUAUGUUGUUCACUGCGCUUCAAAAUAGGUUGUUUGGGAAGAUAGGUAAAAACACAAGUGCCAGGCUAUUUUUCACUCGUUAUAAAGGUAUUAGGGAAAUAUUGUUAAAGAAAUUACAGGAAUCUGUCGACAUAACUUCAAGACCAUCAACCUCCAGAUCGAUUACGUCUACUGUCAAUUCUCUGAUUGUUCAAUCAGAGCAAUCAGAGAUUGAGUCUAUUUUCCUGGUCCUGACAACUUUGUCUAGGUUGAAACCUACUCCAGGGUAUGAUGGCUUAGACGCUUUCAAAUUGGAAAUUUUGAAAUGUUUAGAGAACAGAAAUUGGAAAAUUCGAGAAAUGGCAGCUCGCGCAUUACCUGCUUUGAUAGAGGAGCCAUAUCAACAAUCUCUAUCAUUAUUAGACAACCGAAAAUGCUCUGUUAGGCAUCAAAAUAGGUUACACGGCCGUCUGCUAGCUGUAAAACAGUUAGUUACUUUAGAAUUGAGCAAAGUGGAUGCUCGUCCAAUUCCGUUGAAACUUUCCAACUUUAUUUUACGGAGUUACAACUAUUAUAUUGGAAAGAAAAACCCAUGCAACGUGACAGCAAAGGCAUAUGUUGAUGUUGUCAGGAUAAUAUUGGAGAACAGUAUUGAUGUCUUGGAAUCCGACAAACUGAAUUUGGUGAGGCACUUUGGAAAUUAUUUUGCUGAAGCAAAUGAACGUUACAUUGUAGAUGGUAGCUUACAAUUACUGUUGGCAGAAGUUGUUAAAGUGAUACUUCAAAAUGAGAAACGGGAACAUAUUACCGAUAUUGUUCUUUUGGGCAUUUACUCUCCCUUUUUUGAGGUACAGCUAGCCACUUUAGAAUACAUUCAAUCUAGCAUUAACAUCGCCUCAGCCUCAUUCGCGGAAGUUCAGAAUAAGUUAAUGGAAAUGGUAGAUGCUCGGGAUGUGUAUCCACACGUUAAAUCUGUUGUAUUGAAAACCUUGGAAAAAUCACGCAGGGUGAUGGAUUCCAAUAGACUCUUCGCAAUUUUAGAUAGCAAUUUACCAGAAAGCAUGCAAGCAAGUGCAUUAGCUUUACUCGGAUCCUGUGCUAAAUCCCAUACUGACGAUGAAAAACUAUGGUCACUGACAAAGAAAUAUAGCCAGGAUGAAAUGCCUCACCAUUUCAGAAUGUCUAGUUUGUGUUGUCUAAUCAACAGAUUAACUAGCUCAAAUAUUAUAGUUGACAAUAACUGCUUUAAAACCAAGUUGCUAUACGCAAUAUAUUGUAGCCUCUGGGAUGACGACGUGGAUAUACGAACUACAGCAGCAAUAUUCUUGAACAAGAAUUAUCUGGAACUAACCCAUGUGCAACAGCAGACUAGCGCAUCGGUUACCGCAGAAUUAUUCACGCGAAAAUUUGCUGAAACGGCUGAACCUGGGGUAAUACUUGACCUUUGUGUCGAAGCUGUAAGUAACCUGGAAAACAAUCUAUCCUCCGUUCAACCACAGGAAGCCUCCGUUUUUAGGGGCUUAUUUGCGAUCGAAGAUGAUAACCAAUUCAGGAACACGAUCAGUUUUGCUACUAACUACAUUUUCUUGUUGGGGAGCAUCAAACCACGUACCACAGAGGUCGAAGAUUUAAUUAAAUUUUUAGAAUCUCGAUUGCUUAAUCACGUUGAUUGCUUUUCUUGUUCGGACGGGUUUUUAGGGUGGUGUUCAGAUCCCGACAUCUUCAAUUUCAUUAUAAUUCUAAGGAAUCUUAUUGCCCAGCUGUCAUCAACACAUUUGGAGCUCAUAGACAAUAGAUUAAUUGCUAUGAAGUGCCAUCCCUCUGUUUUCCGAAUGUUAGGAUAG